Messenger RNA from Rubroshorea leprosula, 792 nucleotides. The record is from the annotation of a GenBank genome assembly. NCBI's taxonomy places the organism in Eukaryota, Viridiplantae, Streptophyta, Magnoliopsida, Malvales, Dipterocarpaceae.
AUUUCCUUCGCCGGUAAUAAGUAGUACUCGGCGAGAGCGAAACAGAGGCAGAAAACCUCGACGAAAGCAACGGCCGGCGAGGGAACGGAAAUGGCUCCACGGGGAAGUGUUCAGAAGCGGGGCUUGAGGCGCAUCGACGCUGCAUUAGAUGCUCUUCGUCCCAUGGGUUUCGAAGAUAAGGUGGUUCGGAGGACAGUGGCGAACCUCCUCAAGGCUUAUGGUGGAGAUGCUGGAUGGAUUUUUAUCGAAGAGGGUUACUACAAGCUUGUCAUUGAUACCAUUGUUGACGAACAAGAUAAUGCUGAACCAAAACUUGUGAAAGAAGAUUGUUCUCAUAAGGAUGUCAAGGAAGAAGAUGCUCAAUGUGCAGUCGAAGCUGCCUCCCCACUUUCAUUAGUUCUCCCAUGUUCUUUUAAGGGUGACAUUUCAUCGAAGGAGAACCUACUGUCUCCAGAAAUCCGUUCUGAUUCUAAUGUUGUCCCCUCCCCACAUGAGAACAGCCCGCCAGCACUAGACAGGAUGGAAACACACUCCUCUCUGCAAAUAUCCUUGGCAGAACCCUGCACCUCAAUUGUGCCCUUGGAUUCCAUCUCUACACAGCGCAAACCAUGUUAUGGUUGGAUUAGCAGUGAUGAAGAGGGAGAUGUAUGCUAAAUGUAAGCUGCCAAGCUGCACAAAUUCACGUGGUUUUUUGAAGCAAGAAAGGAAAAUACUAGGUCUCCAAAUAGUUUCAAGGUAGCAAUUGUUAGCCAAAGAAAAAAUAGCAAGAUGGAAUGAAACGUUGAUGUUCAU